Athene cunicularia (burrowing owl) is the source of this 2391-nucleotide messenger RNA. RefSeq names its product arachidonate 5-lipoxygenase activating protein (gene ALOX5AP). The transcript is spliced from 6 exons. The coding region runs from base 1208 to 1693 and encodes 161 amino acids. NCBI's taxonomy places the organism in Eukaryota, Metazoa, Chordata, Aves, Strigiformes, Strigidae. Gene Ontology annotation, molecular function: glutathione transferase activity; enzyme activator activity; glutathione peroxidase activity. Gene Ontology annotation, cellular component: nuclear envelope; membrane; endoplasmic reticulum. The record is from RefSeq and is a predicted model, not a curated record. Gene Ontology annotation, biological process: leukotriene biosynthetic process.
UCAUUCCUUGGAUCCAACGAUGGAAACAUAGUAGAAAUUCUCCUCUUUAAAGUUGUGGCACAUACUGAGUUUUCAUCCUGGGUAACUGAAGAUACAAUCUGGCAGAAUAUUAUCUGAGCCAGGUUACUUUUAAAGUAAAAUUAAUUAGAUUUGGGUAAGAGUUUAGCUUAAACUUAAAUUUAAUAAGAUUGGGAAAGAAUAUAGAUUUUGUUUUGCUUGACAGGAGUCUUUAUUUUUAAAUUCAUAGACACAGAGCUGAGGGUAUUAUAUGCCAAAUGAAAUUAGCUGUACAUUUUGAUUGUACUUGGAAAUAACAAGGAUUUUAUCAGCAAGACUUUGUUUCAGCCAUUUUUAGAGGUAGUCUGCAUUUUUCAUUGUUUUAGAUCUCAAGUUCAAAACAUUAAGUCCUCAAUCUUACUCUUCCAAUAGGUGCAGUUGAAUGUAAUUAUUAUUACAAGGCAUGGCUACAGAUUUAAAUGGUCAUGGAUUGCUUGAACGAGGUUCAAAAAGUGUUUGAAACACUGUCAGUGGCACUGAACUCAGCUUGCCAAGCUAUUUCUGUUGCAAUUAUGUAUGUAUUUACCAAACUGGCACUUCAGACAAUGAAUGGUUUCAUUCUUGAAAUAUAAGUAUUUUUAAAGAACUUGAGCUCCUUCCUUAAGUGUUGUAAUUGGUAACUUUAAAUAGAAAACGAAUCAAUGGAUUCUGAAUGUAAUGUGCUGGUGUACUGCUGGUGAAAUGUUUGCCUUUGUGAAUUCCCUUAUUAAAAAAAAAAAUGCUGACCAAAAUUAGAGUUUGAUUUAUCAGCAAAUAAAAUAGGUGCCUCUGCAAGACUUGAGGGGAGUGAUGGGAUUUUCCUGCGGAGUUUUCCAACCAGUGGUUUCUAUAUAUGCAGACUACUAAAAAGCAGUGUGUCUCCCAGCCCUGAGUACUUGUUGCAGUGGGGUACCACCCCACUGCAAUCCAUCUGAUACCUUCUGUGACCGACUGGAUUGCAGUGACCCACAGCUGUGAAGUGAGAACUCCUUCACCGGCACCUCGGGACAAGGCUCAGACCCAGGGCCGAGUGAAGCAGCGAGCCUGGGUGGGCGUGAUGUGGAAUGCAUAGGGCAGCAUGAGGAAGAGACCCCUCUAGAAGAUGAGGAAGUCCUGGUAGGCUGAGCUGCUGCAGAGGUUGCACGCUCCACCCAGACAGCCUGCUCGCAAAAUGGACCAGGAAACCCUGGGAAGCGUUGUCCUGCUCGCCAUCAUCACCUUGAUAAGUGUUGUCCAGAAUGCUUUUUUUGCUAGCAAAGUGGAGCAUGAAAGCAAACACUGCAAUGGCAAGGGGUUCCAGCGGCCGGGAUCCUCUGCCUUUGACCGCGUGUACACUGCCAACCAGAACUGCGGACAUGCAUACCCUACAUUUCUGGCUGUGCUUUGGUGCGCUGGCCUUCUCUGCAGCCCAGCUCCUGCCGCCUUUGCCGGCCUGAUGUACUUGUUUGUGAGGCAGAAGUACUUUGUGGGCUACCUCGGAGAAAGGACUCAGAGUACUCCUGGUUACUUGUUUGGAAAACGCAUCAUUUUGUUCCUGUUCCUCAUGUCUGUGGCCGGAAUACUCAACUACUAUCUCAUCUUCUUUUUUGGAAGUGACUUUGAAAUGCACAUAAAAACAAUAACCAGCGCAAUCUCUCCGUUGCUGCUCAUACCCUAGCUCCCUGGAGCACUGAGAGGGUCAGCGUGCUUAAUAUAUUGAUACCCAGAAGCAGCCAUAAUUCAACUGUUUAAGAAACGAACCCGUAACCCUUUUAGAUUGCUGUAAAUCUCAUGCUUGAUGGGCUUUGUAGUUUGAUUUAACCUUGCUUUUUCCUUCAGGAAAAAGAUUUACUGUGAGCACUUGGCAUGCCCAAGGAAUGGUAACAACUUCCAGUUAAUUCUUUUUUCCCUAAACUGCAAGCUGAUUGCAUGACUGGAAGGGACAUUGUAUGCUUGCUUCAUAACUGCGUUGUACUUAGCUUUUGUCCCAAAAGCCAGGAUCCUCUCAGCGUUCUUCCUGACUGAUGGCUCCCACAGAUAUCCUCAAUCAUAGACAUAAAGCCUUUUGCCAGCAUCCCACAUGCCCCUGCCCACGCAAAGCGCAAAGGCAUGGACCAGCCUCUUUGCCUACCCUUUCCCGCCCGUUUGUUGAUGACUGAGCUCCCACUGAUUCAAGAGGGCAGAAAAUUGGCCUAGGUCUGGUCUUCCUUCAUAAAUAUUCAUGUGCAUAACACUCCCAACACUGAUCUCAUUUACACUUCAGCCUUUUUGUUCUCCCAGAGCUGUGGAAAGGGGUCUUGCGUAAAUGAGGAGCUGGUGUAUUGACAGUGGGGUUGGUUUUGUUUCGCUUGGCUUUGUUUAAUAAAACAGCCUAAA